Molecule: messenger RNA, 972 nt
Organism: Rotaria sordida
Lineage: Eukaryota; Metazoa; Rotifera; Eurotatoria; Philodinida; Philodinidae
Source: the annotation of a GenBank genome assembly
AUGAAGUAUUGGUUGAUAUUGGCCUCAAUUCUUCUUGGUGUUACUGCUGUUCAAGGUGAAUCUCCUGUCGGUGGUAAAGGUUUAUCUCCUACAGCUGUUCAAGUUGAUUCUCCUGAGACUGCUGACAAUUUAACUUCCUUGAUUCUUAAACCUCUACCAUAUUCUUUGUUCGGAAAAUGUUCAUAUACAGGUGAUCCACAUCUUAUUCCAUUUCCAAAAUUUCCAGGUCAAGGAGUCAAUAUGUAUUUUUGUAAACAUAUUGGAUGGGAAAUACUUCUUCUAAAUAAAUGGGUAUUGAUUCUUGUUAAAGUUGGUCCAAAUCCAUAUGUUAUUCUUGAUUAUAUUAUUAUAUUUUUUGAUGGUAACCAAGGCAUGAAAUGUCUAUUAUUUGCUAGUCUUGGCUGGUCAACAUGUCCACUUAGUUCAUCGAUUAUAUCAAUAACAUAUCCAAGUGGAACAGCAUGGACUCAUUGGUAUCCAAAUGCUCAGUUUCUUAAUAUCCAAAUUACAUCAUUUUCAUGGCCAGGAGGUAACCGUUAUGAUUUUGUAAUUCGACAAACAUUCGCUUUAAUUCAACAAUCAUCUGGUGUAUGCAUUAAAAAUAAUUGUCCAUUAGAAGCAGUUAUAGCAAAUCCACCUCCAAUGAUUGCAAAAAUUUGUGAUAUUUAUAUUGAUGCAGCACAACCACAAUAUAAAGGACGUGUUGAUGAUCGUACUGUUAGUUUAGUAAGAAAUUCAUGUUACAAUGAUCUUAUACUUUCAAAGAAUCCAAAAUUUGCACAAUCAGCUCUUUCACUUUUGAUUCAUAUCAGUCUUGACCAAAUCAAGGGUGAAAAUAUUCCGAAUCUUGUUAAGAAAGGAGAAGAAAAUAUUAAUGAAGGUCUUCUUCAAGCAGGUCGUGCAGUUGCAGCUCUUCUUGAUAAAGAAAAUACAUGUUCGGAAGAAAAACCUUGCUUCUCAAAUGACGAUUAA